Neospora caninum is the source of this 1596-nucleotide messenger RNA. RefSeq names its product putative transmembrane amino acid transporter domain-containing protein. Gene Ontology annotation, molecular function: amino acid transmembrane transporter activity. NCBI's taxonomy places the organism in Eukaryota, Apicomplexa, Conoidasida, Eucoccidiorida, Sarcocystidae. The record is from RefSeq and is a predicted model, not a curated record. The coding region runs from base 1 to 1596 and encodes 531 amino acids. Gene Ontology annotation, biological process: amino acid transmembrane transport. The transcript has 6 exons.
AUGGAAGCGACAGCUCAGCGGGUUGGUGCAGACAUGAGCACUUCUGGAGGCACAGGAUUCGAGCUCAAGAGCAUGGCAUUUCCCCUGGGGAAAGGCGGCCAAACAGACGCGACGGUUUCUCAAGGGAAGACGUUUUUCUCGAACGCGGAACGAGAACCCGAAACAACCGUUGUGGAACUCGUAGAUAUCGACUUGGAGACAGGAAGUUGCGGUGAAAAUGAUGGAGGCAGUGCCAGUGGAAAAUACGCGAGAUACACAACACGCAGCAGUACAUCGGGGGGAACCGAUGAUAUCUUUUCCGAGGACGGGGAUACGAGCAGUAUCAACGGAUCAACCAUAGAAACCAACAUAAGCGUGCUAGAUGAGAAGAAGAAGACUGCGACGGCGAGUACGGCCGUCGUGAUUUUGAAAUCGUUUGUGGGCGCAGGGAUUCUGUUUCUUCCCCACGCGGUUAUGAAGGGCGGAUUGAUUUUUUCUCUCUGUCUCCUUGUUGGAAUCGUCGGCCUCGCUAUGUACUGCAUGCACUUAUUGAUCAAGUGCUGUGAGCCGGGAACAGCUGAGAGCUACGAAGAACUUGGAGAUUUAGCCCUGGGCUCAUGGGGAGGCUUGGCCAUCGAGUUCUGCGUCUUUGUUUCUCAACUGGGCUUCUGCACCAUCAACGCAGCCGUCGUCGCAGGCAACCUCCGUGAUGUGAUAUGGAGCGCCACCCAGUGUUCUACGGACUUCCAUUUGUCUGUCAAAUCUCUUAUCUGGUGUGGGGCUAUCAUCUACAUCCCGUUCAGUUUAAUCAAACACAUCAAGUAUCUCGCGCCGCUAAUGCUUGUAGGCAACCUCAGCACAGUAAUCGGGGUUGCCCUUCUGAUGGUGUGCGUCGGGAUGGAGGUAGGAUCCAACCAUGGGAUCACCGACGUCGACCUUGUCAAUACAAGCAAUUGGCCUCUUGUCCUCGGAACGAGCAUCUACUUAUGGGAAGGCGCAGGAAUGGUGUUGCCCAUCCGGAAAUCAUCCAAGAAAGCAGUUCAAGAUAAUUUCUCCAAGCUGCUGAUCGCUUGCUUGGUGGCGCUGGUAACCACAUACAUCGUGUACAGCAUCACGUGCAACUUAGCCUUCGGAAGAAACCUUGAGGUUGUGAUUCUUUCGAAUCUCCCAUCAGGCAUCCUCGGUCUCUCAGUUCAGACGAUUUUCGCAUUCGCCGUCCUGGUUACUUACCCGUUGAUGCUUUUCCCAGCAAGCACGAUUGUGGAACAGCGACUCCUGUCUAUCGUGAACGUCUCCGACCGUAUCCUUAAUUGGUUAGUAGGACCAUCCAUCCGCAUCUCUCUUGUCAUCUUGACACUUGGAUUGGCGACAGCUGGCCUUCAGCAGUUGGACAACGUGGUGGCUUUGAUUGGCGGCGUUUGCGGCGUUCCACUCUCCUUCAUCUUCCCUGUCCUUCUACACAUGAAGCUAAGAGGCGACAAGCAUAUCGCGUUGAAGCUGCUCCACUGGUUUAUUGUUCUUGGAGGCUUUGCGAUACAAGUUUUCUCCAUCACGUGGACAAUCAAAUCGUGGCAUGGUGUCGACGACUACCCCGCUCGCUGCAACGGAGCUCUAUGA